This is a messenger RNA of Scleropages formosus (Asian bonytongue), 1283 nucleotides long. Its product is annotated as PAK4-inhibitor inka2-like. NCBI's taxonomy places the organism in Eukaryota, Metazoa, Chordata, Actinopteri, Osteoglossiformes, Osteoglossidae. The coding region runs from base 236 to 1156 and encodes 306 amino acids. The transcript has 2 exons. Gene Ontology annotation, molecular function: protein serine/threonine kinase inhibitor activity; protein kinase binding. The record is from RefSeq and is a predicted model, not a curated record. Gene Ontology annotation, cellular component: nucleus.
CAGGGGGAGUUAUACGGUGCCGCGGAAAAUUUAGGUAAUUACUGAAAAGUAAUCGUUUUUACUCGACAACCGAGUAGAAUUCAGCAUACACACAAAUUGUACGUUUAGAAUACGCCUAUUCAGAAUGAUACGUCUUUCUAGGAAUUAAUUUGAACAUCUUGUCAGCUUGACAUCUCAUCUGUUCUUGAAGAAAUAAAAAAAGUCAGACUGUAGAAGAAACAGUACAAGGCGAUAAAUGCUUUGCCUGCCCAGCUCUGGGGACUGCUUUCGGGAGCAGAUGCAGUACAUGAUGAGGUCACUCCAGGACCUGAAACAGAUGCGAGGCACGUGCGCUCCCUCCGGCCGCUCCUUUGUCGUGUCCCGUGCCUGCCAACAGAGGGCGAUGCAGCGGGAGUGGCUGCCCAGUCAGCGCAUGUCAGAUGCCAGCGAGGUUAGUGCCUACGACUCUGCCUGCUGCCUGGCCAGCACCCCGGAGGAGAAAGAGGAGGUGGGCAGCCGGCUGGCGCUAGUCUCCCCCAGCAGUGAAAAGAGCCUGGAUGUGGAUUCUGGAUAUUCUGAAGCGUCCUGGCAGGAUGAAGGGGUAGUGCUGCGUCGAAGUCGGAACGUCCGGGUCUCGUCUACCGCCUGCCUCCGCACCAACAGGACACCCAGUGGCCGGGUACGACCCAAAUCAACUUCAGACGCCUGUCUGGAGCGCUGGACUUCCUUUGAGGCCAGUGAGCCUGAGGACUGGACCACGUCCUUGUUGACCCGUGGCCGUAACCGGCAGCCGCUGGUCUUGGGGGACAACAGCUUUGCUGACCUCAUCGAGAACUGGAUGGACUUGCCAGACUGUCCUGACCCAGCAGAUCUCAAACCCAACCCUGGGAGACGCCUGGGCAAGGACCUGCUAGUCAACAUGCGGCGGAAGCUGGCAGGAGUGUCUAAGAACUUGGAGAGUCGGGGGAAAGUAGCAAACUCGGCUCGGUCUAACAGGACUGCUGUGGCUUCUAAGCGUCUGUCGUGCCCUGUUGGUUUCCAGGCACCAGUGCCCUUCUUCCACCAGUCGCACACAGGCCUGCAUGAACUAGGAACAGACUUUCAUCAGUUCACUGCCCUCAUGAAGACUGGCAGCAGACAGCCGAUCAUCUGCAAUGACAUUAUUGGAUACAUCUGAUCACGUCACAUUUUCUUCAUAGACUGCUUCUCUGAAUCAUAUUUUUUUAUUUUUAUACUCAAUAUAUUUGCCAAUAAUGUCUGUGGAAAUAAUAAAACUUUUCUAAUAAGAGACAAAAGAAAAUGUU